Messenger RNA from Gasterosteus aculeatus aculeatus (three-spined stickleback), 2728 nucleotides. RefSeq names its product N-acyl phosphatidylethanolamine phospholipase D (gene napepld). NCBI's taxonomy places the organism in Eukaryota, Metazoa, Chordata, Actinopteri, Perciformes, Gasterosteidae. Gene Ontology annotation, cellular component: cytoplasm; membrane-bounded organelle. Gene Ontology annotation, molecular function: zinc ion binding; N-acylphosphatidylethanolamine-specific phospholipase D activity. The record is from RefSeq and is a predicted model, not a curated record. Gene Ontology annotation, biological process: N-acylphosphatidylethanolamine metabolic process; N-acylethanolamine metabolic process.
CUUUUAGGAUUUAAGAAACGGAAAUGCAUUAACAUUGUGGAGUAAGACUUGCUGUUACAGCCAGUGCUAUGCAAGAAUUAGUCAAAUUUAUUUAAGAAGUUUAUCUGUGCAAAGACUAUGAAACAAUCCCCUUAAAUGUAAAUCCAGAUAAACAUAUUCAUGAAUAUAUUUUUGGGACUACUUCUGGAAAAUAUAUACAGAAGAAACUUUCGAACACCACCAUAUUUGUGCUUUUAUAUGUUAUGAUAAAAAAAGAAAUUCCUCAAUGUUUUAAGGGUUUAAUUUAUGCAAGAGAUGUGACUUGUGAGAUUUCCUUAAGUCCUUGAACGCACCUUGCAGGAAGUUCAAACUAACUAUCCGGUCGCUCAACAACUUUUCUUAAGCUGCACACAAAUGCUUCUUUGUGUUCUCGGACUGUUCUCGACCAAAACGCCGAAGCCAUAAUGUUCCGACACAAAGGGCUAACAUGGGAACAGUGUUGCGCGGGCAGUUACGCUUGUUUCUGGCGUUUGGGCGUCAGUUCAGUAAAUACAAGGAGCGACUGAACGCUGUGAGCGCGCGCGGGUUCCACUGGGCUCAGGUGUCCUUCAGGAGCAGCAGCUCGAGGUGUGGUCGUGAGCUCAUGGAGAAGCGACCACCUUCAGGCAGAGCAGCUCUGGAGGAGAGAAACAGCCUGGUGGAGGAGGGGGCCGUGCUGAGGGGGGCCGAGGGCGGAGACGUGGAUGCCCGGACGCCGAGGAAGAGCAGCUCCUCCCGCUCCUCCCGCAAGAGCUUCCGCUUGGACUACCGGCUGGAGGAGGAAGUAACAAAGUCGUGCCGGGACAAACAUGGCCGCUGGACCAACCCGUGGCCCACAUGGCGGUUCCCUUCCUACACCACCCUGCUCCGGUUCCUGUUACUGGACAAAAACCACAGCAACAUCCCGACUAGUAAAGAGGCGCUGGACGGCGAGCUGCCGGUGAUGGAGCCGUACUUCGUCCGGAGCCCGGACCUCUCGGACUCCGGUCCAGGUCUGCGGGUGACCUGGCUGGGUCACGCCACAGUUCUGGUCGAAAUGGACGGGCUCAAUAUUCUGACGGACCCAAUGUUCAGCCAGAGGGCCUCGCCGCUCCAGUUCAUGGGGCCCAAAAGGUACAGAGGUCCCCCGUGCACCGUGGAACAGCUGCCCAGGAUCGACGCUGUUGUCAUCAGUCAUUCUCAUUACGACCACCUGGAUGUCGGCUCCGUGGCCGGCCUCAACGAACGCUUUGGAGGGGAGCUGCGCUGGUUCGUGCCCCUGGGUCUGAUGGACUGGCUGGUGAAGAUGGGCUGUGAGAAUGUGAUGGAGCUGGAUUGGUGGGAGGAGAACUGCGUCCCGGGUCACGACGACGUCACCUUCGUCUGCACGCCUUCUCAACACUGGAGCAAACGCACGGCGCUGGACGAUAACAAGUCUCUUUGGGGCAGCUGGUCCAUUUUAGGUCCGGAUCAUCGGUUCUUUUUCGCUGGCGAUACGGGCUACUGCACUUGCUUCCACGAGAUCGGCCGGCGCUUCGGACCAUUUGACCUCGCGGCGAUCCCCAUCGGCGCUUACCUGCCCAGGGAUAUGAUGCAGGGGCAGCAUGUCGAUCCAGAAGAGGCUGUUCGGAUUCACCAAGACCUUCAGGCCAAGCAGUCUGUGGCCAUUCACUGGGGAACCUUCGCUCUCGCUUAUGAGUACUACCUGGAGCCCCCGGUCCGCCUCAGAGAGGCCAUGGAGCAGAAGGGACUGAAGCCGGAGUCCUUUUUCACUCUGCAUCACGGGGAGUCUCGCCUUAUAGCUUCCCAGGAGGGAGACGUGUUCGAGUGAUCCUCUCUGCAGCAUUUCAUGGCCCAUGUGCCUGUAAUAAAGUGCAGAACAUGUUUUAUAAUGCUGUAUCUCCACCAUAAGAAUGUUUUUACAUUUUUCCUCAGAUGCAUUAUUAUGAAAUUAAAGUCAUACAGUUAGUAUCUGAGGUAGAGCACUUAGAUUAAUGAUUUGCACACUUCAGGCAGCUCCCAGUCCAGUUAAACAAUCUGGUUUAGAAUAAAUCAAGCUCCCAGAAAGCUGGACUGAAGUUCCUGGAGCUGCAAAAUAAGGUUAUUUAGCUCGGUGCUAGCCAAUAGCCAGAUAGAAAAAUGUAUUUUCUGAAUGUAAACCCAUAACUACAUGACAUGCCGAAAUCCAUUAUUGUCUGCGGAAUUAAUUCCCGACCACUGUAUAUUAAUGUAGAGCUGCAAGAUGAAGACUGGAGACGAGCUGGAUUCACCUUCAUGUCUUAAAUAGAACUUUUUAGUGUGAUCAUUUUCACUGUUUAGAACCUGAGUGGAAAGAUCCAUUUGCUUUAGUGCAAAAAUAAUAAUUUGAGUACUCACUGUUAAACUGAUGUGUUAUCCAAUGCUGAAUGAAUGUGGCUUGGACUUGAUUCAUUAAAUAUGAAUUACAAUUAAAAUGUCCUUUGUUGUCCAUAAACGUUUCAUACAGUAAAAAGAGCCGUAAGAUGCAGACUGAAGCUGAGCUUCAAAGUCAAAAACGUGUAAAAAAACUCAAUAUAUCAGAAUCCAAGACAGUCGGAUAACGUCUGAAGAAAUCCGUACAGCAUGUUGAGUCAAUUAUGUCAAAAGUCACAGUACAUGUAAGGUCACAAUGUGUAUCAUGUAUCCAGACGAAAAGUAUAUUUUACAAAAACAUGUAUUGUAAAGCCAAACAAGUAAAGUCUUUAAAAUGUCA